Messenger RNA from Ctenocephalides felis (cat flea), 403 nucleotides. RefSeq names its product leptin receptor gene-related protein. NCBI's taxonomy places the organism in Eukaryota, Metazoa, Arthropoda, Insecta, Siphonaptera, Pulicidae. The record is from RefSeq and is a predicted model, not a curated record. Gene Ontology annotation, biological process: late endosome to vacuole transport via multivesicular body sorting pathway. Bases 29 to 403 code for a protein of 124 amino acids. The transcript has 4 exons. Gene Ontology annotation, cellular component: endosome.
ACUUGUCACUUUGGCAUUUGCUGGAUCGAUGGGAAUGACUCUUGUCAUAUUAGCUUGUGCUCUUCCACAUUUUAACAAAUUAUGGUGGCCCUUUUUUGUAGUGAUUUUUUAUAUUUUGGCUCCAUUGCCUACAAUGAUUGCAAAAAGAUACAGUAACGACUCAAGUUCAAGCAACGCUUGCUUGGAAUUUGCAAUAUUUAUCACUAUGGGGAUCGUUGUUAGUUCAUUUGCAUUGCCCAUAGUACUAGCUCGUACUCCUGCUGCUGUGCCUACCCCCGAUCAGCCUGGAAUUCAAUGGGCUGCUUGCUAUUUAACAUUGGCGGGAAACGUUGUUGUAUAUCUUACAUUACUGGGAUUCUUUCUCACAUUCGAUCAAGAUGAUGCUGACUAUAGCAUGUGGUGA